Molecule: messenger RNA, 1380 nt
Organism: Moesziomyces antarcticus
Lineage: Eukaryota; Fungi; Basidiomycota; Ustilaginomycetes; Ustilaginales; Ustilaginaceae
Product: arabinanase/levansucrase/invertase
Exons: 1
Coding region: 1-1380 (459 amino acids)
Source: RefSeq, a predicted model, not a curated record
AUGCGUCUUCUCACUACGCUGAUUACGGCCGCCCUUGGGGUGAGCACCGCGCUUGGUGCGGAAAACUACAUCGUGUCCGGUGAUCGAUGGCACGACACAUCGGGCAACUACAUCAAUGCACACGGUGCCGGCCUGAUCCACGACUCGGACGGCAAGUGGUACUGGGUAGGCGAAUUUAAGAACUCGGGCAACGGAUUCCAGGGCUUCUCGCUCUACUCUUCCACCGACCUUGUGAAUUGGGAUUCUCACGGGCUCGUGGUUCCACCUUCUUCGUCGUUGCCUUUCCAAGUGGGUGAGCGACCUAAACUCAUCAAGAACCCAACGACGGGCGAGUAUGUACUCUGGUUCCAUGCAGACAGCUCCAACUAUUCCCUCGCCAAGGUAGGUGUUUGCUAUGCAAGCGCCGUCACUGGUCCCUACACCUGUCCGGAGGAGGGGGUUUUUAGUCCCCUCGGUAUGGAAAGUCGAGACAUGAACGUCUACGUCGAUCCGGUGAACAACCAGGGGUAUUUGCUUUUCGCCACGAAUGGAAAUGCCGAUACCGCGGUGGCCAAGAUGACGGCGGACUAUAAGAACGUCACCGCACUUACGCAGACCAUCCACUCGAGACUCGAAGGCUUCGGCGUAUUCAAAGACGACGCGGGACUCUACAAUAUGGUUGUAUCGAACCAAAGCGGUUGGCAACCCAAUGCCAACUCACUCUACACUACCACCGAUCUGGGCAAGGUCAACCUGACCUAUUCGAACUACAUUGCGCCACAGGGAGUGGUUACGUACAACUCGCAGAAUACGUUCGAAAUCCAACCCAACGAUAAUCUCGAUGUGUAUCUGGGAGAUAGAUGGUGGGAGACGGACUUGGAGCAGAGUUCGUAUGUCUGGUACCCCAUUGUUUCGCGCAGCCUCGUGCAUCUUCCCCUGUGGAAACCCGAUUCUUCAGCCCAGGGUUAUGCAGUCCCUGCAAAUAAGACGUACCCCCUCAGCCCCGAUACGACCACAAAGUCCGGAUCCCAGGCAGCGUUUGGCGAUUGCGCAGCUUGCCCCUCGGGAAAAAUCGCCACCUACGUCGGAAACGGCAAUACUUUUACCGUCAAGGAUGUCGCUACGCCUAGUGGGAAUGCCGGUGACGUGUGGGUAAGCGUCUACUACACCAACCAAAACUCGUAUCCGGGUUGGAGAUUCGGCUCGGUCACUGUGGAUGGUAAGACGACCAAUAUCACCUACCCCACCGGAGGUAAUCCAGCAAACACUCUUCAGGACACCCCCGUCAAGUUGUCCCUCAAGGCCGGAAACAAUGCCGUCACUUUCGGCGCACCUGCAAACGAUCCCACCCAGUACGCAGCCGAUAUCAGCCACAUCAUCGUAUGGCAAAGCGACGCCUGA